AUGAAGCGGCUGUGGAGCCCGGCAUUGUUCGUGUGCUGCCUACCGGGUGUGGGCCUGGCCUACAAGGUUCUUUCCUCCCAGGAACCCGAGCAGUUAAACCAGACGUUGGAGCACGAGGACGAUGCGCCGGAGGGCCCCGUUCCGCUCUACGCUCAACUUGCGGCAGCAAUCCCACUG
Molecule: messenger RNA, 177 nt
Organism: Symbiodinium pilosum
Lineage: Eukaryota; Dinophyceae; Suessiales; Symbiodiniaceae
Source: the annotation of a GenBank genome assembly